Messenger RNA from Calidris pugnax (ruff), 4980 nucleotides. RefSeq names its product NLR family, apoptosis inhibitory protein (gene NAIP). Bases 436 to 4671 code for a protein of 1411 amino acids. NCBI's taxonomy places the organism in Eukaryota, Metazoa, Chordata, Aves, Charadriiformes, Scolopacidae. The transcript has 15 exons. Gene Ontology annotation, biological process: detection of bacterium; defense response to bacterium; inflammatory response. Gene Ontology annotation, molecular function: cysteine-type endopeptidase inhibitor activity involved in apoptotic process; ATP binding. The record is from RefSeq and is a predicted model, not a curated record. Gene Ontology annotation, cellular component: IPAF inflammasome complex.
AAGAAUCACUGUUGGGAACGUUUCUCUGAUGUGUAAAGGAUUUCAGGUGUGGUCUUCAUAUUUAAGUCAGCGUGGAGGAAAUGCUUCCUUCAUCUGUAGCGUUUGACUGGGAUUCACCAGAUCUCAAGUCUUCUUUUCUUGUGGGAAGCUGCCACCUGCUUAACUCUCGUUGCUGUAUUUUCUUAUUCACGGGACCUGCCACAAGAUUAGUCAAUCAGCGAGGUUACUAGCAGGCAUGUGACAAAUUCUUCUACUUCCUGAAAAUGUUGCCUAAUACAUUUUGGCCAUAAAGCAUGGAAGGAAGCGACAAGAAGCCAAAAGCACCCUGUGGUGAGGUUGAGGACACAACCCGUGGCCAGAGGUUGGAGACUGAAGGGGACAGUGAGACCGGGAGCCCCCCCCGCUGUGCGGAGUGAGGGGGACUUCGUAAAGAAAAUGUCUGCCAAAGAGGACCCUGCAGCAGAGGCGAGUGACAAUGAAAUAUGUGAGCUGAAUUCUUCUGCAGUUCAAGCUCUUCUCCCGUACACAGCCCUUAAUAUCCACAAACUUGCCAAGGACAUGGAGGCAGAAUUUCAGGAAAUCCGUAGGCAGCUGCCAAAGAGCUACAACCCUACCAUGAGAAACGAACACAACAGACUGAAGUCCUUCUUGUCCUACAAGACCUAUUCGUCAUGGUCUCCAUCAGAAAUGGCAGCUGCUGGGUUUUAUCACACACUCGUUAAACACAGCGUGCAAUGUUUUUGCUGUGGAUUAGUUCUAUUCGCCACGAAGAUUAGAUGCACCCCAUACGAACAGCACAAGAAAUUUUCUCCCACUUGUGACUUUGUCCUGGGCAAAGAGGCAGGGAAUAUUUCAAAGUACGAUGUGCGUGUUAAGAGGUUGGAGGAGGAUCCAGCAGAAGAGAUCUACAGGUACAGCACCGAGGACGCGAGGCUGCAGUCCUUUGAGAGGUGGCCGUUCUAUGCCAGAGGAGCAAAGCCUGAUUCGCUUGCCAGAGCUGGAUUUUUCUUUACAGGCAAGAAAGACACAGUGCAGUGUUUUGCUUGUGGUGGAUGUCUGGGAAAUUGGGAAGAUGGUGAUGAUCCUUGGAGAGAACACGCUAAAUGGUUUCCUGAGUGUGAAUUCCUCCAAAGUAAGAAAUCAAGUGAGGAAAUUAAACAGUACAUUGAAACCUACAGUGGAUUUUCUGGAGUGGUGGGGAGGCAUUUCACAGCUUCCUUCAUCAAGGAGAAUUUGUCUACCGCAACAGGUGAUCUUGUCUUGAACAUCUUUGAGGAUGAAGGAGUUCGACUGGACUCUUUUAAAACUUGGCCAGCAGAAGCCUGUGUUGAAGCCACUGCUCUUGCGAAAGCCGGGUUUUUCUACACAGGAGAAGGCGAUAAGGUGCAGUGCUUCAACUGUGGAGGUUGCUUACACAAAUGGAAAGAGGGUGAAGAUCCUGUGGAGGGUCAUGCAAAAUGGUUCCCAGAUUCCAACUGCUUGGAAGUACUUGGGAAGUCACUGGAAGAGCAGCCAGAGAGCCUAUCGACGUCACAGCCCUCACAGCAAACUCCCUCUAAGCCAAAUCUUGAAGAGAAAGCAACCCUACAUUCUGAAGGAGCUGACAUGACAUCAGUUGAAAGUCAGCGUUUUCAAGAGGCAAGGAACUUGUCCGAACAACUUACAAAGGCUUACAAUGAUAACAGCUUCAGCAAAUUGUUUUCCUUUGGGAACUCAAACCAUCUGGCUAUUGACUUGAAGUUACUCUAUGGGGACCUAUCAAUUGUCUCAAAGGAUAUUAAUGACCAGCCAAUACAGCAGCUCUUUCUUCAUGAAAUCCUUGCAAACCUUAACUCUACCAUUGUGCUGGAAGGUGAAGCAGGAAGUGGAAAAACAGCGUUGCUCAGGAAGAUAGCUCUGCUUUGGGCAUCAGGCUGCUGCCCCAUUCUGUGCAGGUUUAAGUUUGUAUUUUAUCUCUCCCUGACUUAUGCAAGACCAGAUCAGAGCAUGGCUGAUAUCAUAUGCAAUCAACGAGUAGGAUUUGCGGGACCAUUAACAGAGAAAACUCUCAGAGACACAAUUCAGCCACUGAAAAACCAGGUCCUAUUUCUUUUGGAUGACUACAGUGACAUCAAUUCAGUGCCCCAACCUAUAGAAGAACUUAUACAAAGGAACCAUCUCUACCAGCAUUGUUUGGUUGUUGCUGUCCGCACCAGCAGGACAAGAGAAAUCCGCAAGUACGCAAGCACCACCCUAACCAUUGCAGAGUUCCCUCUGUCCAGUGCUAUCUAUGUACUAAGGAAGUUGUUCUCCUACAAUAUUGACCUCGUGAACCAGUUUCUUGUAAAGCUGCAGUUUGAACAGUCUAUGCAGACCAUUCUAAAGACGCCGCUUUUUACGGUGUCUCUCGCUGCGUAUUGGGUACAGCACCCAAAGGGCAACAUAGUCAGCCAUGAGGUUAUUUUUAAAGCCUAUCUGCUCUAUCACUUACUAAAAUACAGUGAAGAAACAGAACACGUACUGGCUAUGUUUUCCUCAUGUGGUGAGCUUGCCUUAGCUGGUCUUUUCAAGCCAUCCUUUGAUUUCACUGAGCGUGAUCUGGCUGAAGCAGGAGUCGAUGGAGAUGAAGCUGUUAGGCUGGAUUUACUGAGCAAAUUUACUGCACAGAGGCUUCAUCCAGUUUAUAAGUUCUUUCACCCCUUGUUCCAGGAGUUUCUUGCAGGAAGAAGACUGAACGAGCUCCUGGUUUCUGAAGAAGAAGAAAAACUGGAGCAAGGGAUGCAGUACUUGCAGCAAAUCAACACAUUUAGAAAAGUUGCUGGGCGCUAUAAUUUUUUAUUGGGUUACACUUGCAGUUUCUCUUCCAAACCAGUCCCCAGAAUUAUAUCCUAUUUAUUUAAAUUGAUUGACUGCAAGGAAUCAUUGGAAAACCAGUCAGAAAAUGACGAACAUCUGAAGCACCAUUCAGACCUUCCACUAAGAAUGUUAUUAAUUGACCAGUUAAGUUUUAUUAAUCCAAAAGCGCUUCUUCCAUUAUUCACUCAGUAUUUACUUGACUUUGCUAUUUCUGUAGCUUAUAAGAGUAAUACUGUCUCUCUGUGUGCCCCAAUCAUUUUUCAGUUCCUAAGAGGCACAGAUGUUUUGUUAAGUUCAUUUAUGUCAACACACAAUUCUCAGUGGCGUUUUUUCCAGGAUUACCCAGAAUCGCUGUCUCUACCCAGUAGUUUUGAGGUUUCAGUACAAGGAAGUGAGCCCAAACAAGAACUUAAUACAGCUGAAAUAGGUGCUUGCUAUUCUUCUCUGGAGAUGCCAACAAUUGACCGGGAUUAUGCUCCUGCAUUUACAUGUUUUAAUGACAUGGCGCAAAAUAUAAAAAAGGGAGAAGAAGAAAAUAAUAGAUUUUUUUCACUGAUCCAAAGACAUCUACCAGACAACAUGGUGUGUCCUUUCCUACAUACAACAGGGAAGAUGCCGCUUUUAAAAUGUACUUUCACAAACAUCAGUUCCUUUCAGGAAGCUGACCUCAGAAAUUUGACUACACUGUUUUCUGCUUCAGAGUACAUUGAACUUAAGCUGAGUCACUGUCCCGGAUUCAUAGAAGUUAUCCGACCUGCUAUUGAACCGUGUAAGGAACACUUUAAAAAGUGUAGCCUGCGUCAUCUUAACUUGAGUAUAGCAGAGCAAGAAUUACUUCUCUCAUUGUCUUCUGUGGAAUGUCUUGAGAUAGACGAAAAAGAAAUGCCAGAGCUCCUUUAUUCAAAUUUGGACAAAUUUGUCUGCCUGGAGGAACUGUCCGUGAGCCAAUGUGAGGACUGCGAUAUAUUUGAUACAAUACCUGAUGGCUUCAAAAAUCUCCGUAACAUGAAGAAAUUGUUGAUAAGAAGAAUGAAGCUUGAUAACAGCUCUAGGCUGGUUGAAUUUAUUAAGAGCUUCCAAGACCUCUCUGUGUUUCACCUGAACUGCUCCAGCUACUUCAAUUCUGAAUCCCUUCUGGCAGCACUUUCUUCAUGCAAGAAAUUAACAGAAAUCAAGUUAACUGGGUCAUUUUUGAGAGAUGGAGAUUUGCUAUCUUUAGGUACUGCCCUGCCCAAUUUUCUCUCUCUCAAACUGUUGAACCUUGGAGACCAAUGUUUUGAUGACAAUGAAGCUUGCAAAACUUUUGCAUGCAGUUUAGGUGCUCUGCUUAACCUGGAGGAGCUCAUCCUUCCUGCAGGGAAGGGAAUAAAGUCUGCAGCCAAACUGAUUGUUCAGCAGUGUCUACACCUGCUGCACCUCAGACACUUCACAUUUACCCUAUGUCUGGACGAUGACAGCCUGUUGGAAAUAGCAAAGGUUGCAAACUGCGGAGGUUUCCAGAAGCUUGAACAGCUCUCACUGUCAGUAAACCACGAUGUUACUGAAACUGGUUGGAGAAACUUCUUCAAAACGCUUAAUAGCAUGCCUGCGUUAAAAGAGCUGGAGGCUAACCGCAUGUUCACACAUCAGAUCAAAGCCAGUGCACCAACAGUGACAGCUUUUGUCCAGUGCGUUUCUCGACUGCCUGGACUUGUGACAGUUGUAAUGAUGGGUUGGCUCUUUGAUGCACAAGACCUUAAAAUGUUUGAUAUCAUGAAGGAGCAGCAUCCCCAGUCUAGGACUUUAAAAUUAUCCUGGCAAUGGGCCUUGCCACUUUCACCAAUUAUUCAAGACUAGAAAAGUUUGAAAGCGUUAGGGUUUGGGGUUUUUUUUUUCCUUUUCUUUCUUGCAUUAUGAAUUAUAGACCUGCAUUGCAAAUAAUAAAUAUAUAGUGUAAAUUUUUUACCAGAAUGAAACAUGCCACUCUCUUCUACAGCAGAGUUAGGUUAAUGUAAAAGGACUGAGGAAGAGAAAACAGCAUUAAUUUAACUCUAAAAGCUCAACUAGUUUUGCAAAUAUGUUUAUAGAUUGUAUCUGAGUGAUACCUUCCGAAGAAAAAUAUAAAAUUUUGCCAAAAGCCUAUCUAAAAUAAAUUAUUUCUCUUCA